GCAUGCCGGGCAAGAGGAAGACCUCCAGAAGCUCCCCGCGCAGCGCGGCUGUGUUUGCGGCCUGUGCGAGUAGGCGCUUCGGGACCAGUCUUCCGUCGAGCGGUGCGCAGAAACCUCGAACCGGUGGAGCCCACUCGUAACCUGGAGCCCGGAAGGCCGCGAAGACCGUACUGUUUUCUCAGCGGCGGACCGCUGCAGUAAGAAUGUCUUUUCCCCCUCAUUUGAAUCGCCCUCCCAUGGGAAUCCCAGCACUCCCACCAGGGAUUCCACCCCCACAGUUUCCUGGUUUUCCUCCACCUGUACCUCCAGGGACCCCAAUGAUUCCUGUACCAAUGAGCAUUAUGGCACCUGCUCCAACUGUUUUAGUACCCACUGUGUCCAUGGUUGGAAAGCAUUUGGGAGCAAGAAAGGAUCAUCCAGGCUUAAAGGCUAAAGAAAAUGAUGAAAAUUGUGGUCCCACUACUACAGUUUUUGUUGGCAACAUUUCUGAGAAAGCUUCAGACAUGCUUAUAAGACAGCUCCUUGCUAAAUGUGGCUUGGUUUUGAGUUGGAAGCGAGUACAAGGUGCAUCUGGGAAACUUCAAGCCUUUGGCUUCUGUGAGUAUAAGGAACCUGAAUCUACCCUCCGUGCGCUCAGGUUACUGCAUGACCUGCAGAUUGGAGAGAAGAAACUACUUGUUAAAGUUGAUGCAAAGACAAAGGCACAACUGGAUGAAUGGAAAGCAAAAAAGAAAGCUUCUAAUGGGAAUGCAAGGCCAGAAACUGUCACUAAUGAUGAUGAAGAAGCCUUAGAUGAAGAGACAAAGAGAAGAGAUCAGAUGAUCAAAGGGGCCAUUGAAGUUUUAAUUCGAGAAUACUCCAGUGAGCUCAAUGCCCCCUCACAAGAAUCUGACUCUCACCCUAGGAAGAAGAAGAAGGAAAAGAAGGAGGACAUUUUCCGUAGAUUUCCAGUGGCCCCACUGAUCCCUUAUCCACUCAUCACUAAGGAGGAUAUAAAUGCUAUAGAAAUGGAAGAAGACAAAAGAGAUCUGAUAUCCCGAGAGAUCAGCAAAUUCAGAGACACACACAAGAAACUGGAAGAAGAGAAAGGCAAAAAGGAAAAAGAAAGACAGGAAAUUGAGAAAGAACGGAGAGAAAGAGAGAGGGAGCGUGAAAGGGAACGAGAAAGGCGAGAACGGGAACGAGAAAGGGAAAGAGAACGUGAACGAGAAAAGGAGAAGGAACGGGAGCGGGAACGAGAACGGGAUAGGGAUCGUGACCGCACUAAAGAGAGAGAUCGGGACCGAGACCGCGAGAGAGACCGGGACCGCGAUCGGGAAAGGAGCUCGGAUCGGAAUAAGGACAGGAGUCGAUCAAGAGAAAAGAGCAGAGAUCGUGAAAGGGAACGGGAGCGGGAAAGAGAGAGAGAGAGAGAACGGGAACGAGAAAGAGAACGAGAGCGCGAGAGAGAGCGAGAAAGGGAACGGGAACGAGAGAGAGAGAAAGACAAGAAGCGGGACCGAGAAGAGGAUGAAGAGGAUGCUUAUGAACGAAGAAAACUUGAAAGAAAACUCCGCGAGAAAGAAGCUGCUUACCAAGAGCGCCUUAAGAAUUGGGAAAUCAGAGAACGGAAGAAAACCCGGGAGUAUGAGAAGGAGGCCGAAAGAGAAGAAGAAAGAAGAAGAGAAAUGGCAAAAGAAGCUAAACGACUAAAAGAAUUCUUAGAAGAUUAUGAUGACGAUAGAGAUGAUCCCAAAUAUUACAGAGGAAGCGCUCUUCAGAAAAGAUUGCGUGAUAGGGAAAAGGAAAUGGAAGCAGAUGAACGGGACAGGAAAAGAGAGAAGGAAGAGCUAGAGGAAAUCAGGCAGCGCCUUCUGGCUGAAGGACACCCGGAUCCAGACGCAGAGCUCCAGAGGAUGGAACAAGAGGCUGAAAGGCGCAGACAACCACAAAUAAAGCAAGAACCAGAAUCAGAGGAGGAGGAAGAAGAAAAGCAAGAAAAAGAAGAAAAACGAGAGGAACCCAUGGAAGAGGAAGAAGAGCCAGAGCAAAAGCCCUGUCUCAAACCAACUCUGAGGCCCAUCAGUUCUGCCCCAUCUGUUUCCUCUGCCAGUGGCAAUGCCACUCCCAACACUCCUGGGGAUGAGUCUCCUUGUGGUAUUAUUAUUCCUCAUGAAAAUUCACCAGAUCAACAACAACCUGAGGAACAUAGGCCAAAAAUAGGACUAAGUCUUAAACUGGGUGCUUCCAAUAGUCCUGGUCAACCUAACUCUGUGAAGAGAAAGAAACUCCCUGUAGAUAGUGUCUUUAACAAAUUUGAGGAUGAAGACAGUGAUGAUGUACCCCGAAAACGGAAACUGGUUCCCUUGGAUUAUGGUGAAGAUGAUAAAAAUGCUGCCAAAGGCACCGUAAACACUGAAGAAAAGCGCAAACACAUCAAGAGUCUCAUUGAGAAAAUCCCUACAGCCAAACCUGAGCUCUUUGCUUAUCCCCUCGAUUGGUCUAUUGUGGAUUCUAUAUUGAUGGAACGACGGAUUAGACCAUGGAUUAAUAAGAAAAUUAUAGAAUACAUAGGUGAAGAGGAAGCUACAUUAGUUGAUUUUGUUUGUUCUAAGGUUAUGGCUCAUAGUUCACCUCAGAGCAUUUUAGAUGAUGUUGCCAUGGUACUUGAUGAAGAAGCAGAAGUUUUUAUAGUCAAAAUGUGGAGAUUAUUGAUAUAUGAAACAGAAGCCAAGAAAAUUGGUCUUGUGAAGUAAAACUUUUUACAUUUAGAGUUCCGUUUCAGAUUGCUUCUUCUUUCCCACCCUUCAGAGGACUUUGACUUUUUCUUUGUCUUCAAAGACAUUUGUGAGAUCUGUAAUUUUUUUUUUCAAUGUAGAAAAUGUGAAUUUUUUUGUCCUCUAAUUUGUUGAUGCCCUGUGUACUCCCUUGGUUGUAAAGACAUCUGAAUCCUACCUUGGUUCUCUUUAUACUCACCAGGUACAAAUUACUGGUAUGUUUUAUAAGCCGCAGCUACUGUACACAGUCUAUCUGAUAUAAUCUUGUUCUGCUGAUUUAUUUCUUGUAAAUAUUAAAAUGACUCCCCAAUUCUUUUGCAGAA
Neofelis nebulosa (Clouded leopard) is the source of this 3079-nucleotide messenger RNA. It is a transcript of the gene RBM25, whose product is annotated as RNA binding motif protein 25. NCBI's taxonomy places the organism in Eukaryota, Metazoa, Chordata, Mammalia, Carnivora, Felidae. The record is from RefSeq and is a predicted model, not a curated record. The transcript is spliced from 19 exons. The coding region runs from base 204 to 2735 and encodes 843 amino acids. Gene Ontology annotation, biological process: regulation of alternative mRNA splicing, via spliceosome; mRNA processing. Gene Ontology annotation, cellular component: spliceosomal complex. Gene Ontology annotation, molecular function: mRNA binding.